Molecule: messenger RNA, 916 nt
Organism: Tinamus guttatus (white-throated tinamou)
Lineage: Eukaryota; Metazoa; Chordata; Aves; Tinamiformes; Tinamidae
Source: RefSeq, a predicted model, not a curated record
AUGGGGAGUGACGGCAGCGCCCCUGUGCAAAGGAGGAAAACGCCAUCCUGCGAACAGUGCCGGAAAGGAGAUGAUAAAAGCGCACGGUGGAAGCCUUUCCCUCCGCUCGCGCCGGUUGCUUCCAAGCCUGCGCUCCGGGGCCUGACUGCGCCGGCAGCUCCGCAGCUGGUGUCCGAGCGCCGGCCUGAGCUUUUAACAGAUCGCCAAAAAAAUGCCGCGUUUAGUACAGCCACCCUAGCUACAAUUAAAUCGGUAAAGAUUUUUGCUCCCAAUAUUGAGCAAAGGGAUGUAGUCAAUCAUUUAAAAGGAAGUCCGACAGGAGAGAAGAGAAAUGUCUUAGUUGAAAGUGCCAGGCUGGCAAGAGGCGACAUCCAGGAUUUGGCUGAACUGAAAGUUAGUGAAUUCGAUGCAGUCAUUUUCCCUGGUGGGUUUGGUGUGGCAAAGAACCUGUGUUCUUGGGCAGUGGAUGGCAAGGACUGCACUGUCAAUGAGCACGUGAGAGCCACUCUCCAAGCUUUCCACAACGCCAAGAAGCCCAUCGGUCUGUGCUGCAUAUCCCCGGUUUUGGCAGCUAAAGUCUUUCCUGGUUGUGAGGUCACUGUUGGCCAGGAUAAAAACGUUGAUGGAAGAUUUCCCGAUGCUGAAACAGCGUCUGCUAUAGCAGAGCUUGGAUGUAAGCACGUUUGCAAAAAUGUAAAUGAAUCCCAUGUGGAUAAAGCCAACAAGAUAGUCACUACCUGUGCUUUCAUGUGCAAGGCUCCUCUGCAUGAAAUUUUUGACGGAAUCGGAACAAUGAUAGAAGAAGUUCUGAAACUUGCCUGACUGGAAGAGUGCAAAUGUCUGCAAGGAAAUCCACUCGCUAAACCUAAACAACUAGCUUCCUUUGGCUGUAUUAAUAAAAUGAUGCUAAACUUCA